This is a messenger RNA of Diaporthe batatas, 2129 nucleotides long. RefSeq lists its product as uncharacterized. NCBI's taxonomy places the organism in Eukaryota, Fungi, Ascomycota, Sordariomycetes, Diaporthales, Diaporthaceae. The record is from RefSeq and is a predicted model, not a curated record. Gene Ontology annotation, molecular function: FAD binding; oxidoreductase activity. The transcript is spliced from 2 exons. The coding region runs from base 505 to 1917 and encodes 470 amino acids.
UGAAAUUAUAACAAAACAUCUGAUAGAAUCUAAGGUCGUGGUGUUUAAACAGCUGAAAGAGUUGUAAUGCGCUGAUUACUGUGCGAAGCAAUAGUUGUUUUUUUUUGUUGGCAGGCUUCCAGUAAACCCUGCAUAUUUUGUACUUGACGGGACCCACCUGAUCAGGCUGAUCAUUCCCACGGUCAAUUUAUAUCCUGAAGGAUGACAUCCACCAACACAUCAGCUUGGAAGUGGUCUGUCUACUGCUCAGUAGUCUGCCCAGGGAGGGAAAUGCUGCCGAAGGGCCAAAUCUCCGUAGGCUUUGCUUCCGCGCCGGAGUCACCCAGCUGUUUUCAAUUACGAGAAGGAGCAAGUCUUCCGUGGAUGUGACAGUCUCGCGCAUGUACAAGUAUCUGUUCUGUCCGAGGUGGAAGGUCGCUUGUACAGAGAUCUUGCAGGAACACCGCCAACUUGAACCGACAGCUUCUUCCUCAGACUUGACCUCAGGAAAUAUCACGUCCCACCAUGGCCCCCACGGCCACUCGCUUAUUUUUCCUUUUGGGACUUCUAGGCCUCGGCCAGGCCUUCCCACGCCCCGCCUCUUUGUGUGAUAGGAUUCGCACAGAAGCCGUUCCACGCCUCUCUCCGAAAUCCACCGUCCAGUGCAACGUAGAGAACGAGCGUUGGAGCGAGUACGCAAUCCCCAAACCCGGGGCAAUCAUUACCGCUGGAACAGAAGACGACGUCGCCGUGACGGUAGCUUUUUCAAAGCGCAAUAACAUUAAGUUUCUUGUCCAGAGCGGGGCCAACGGGUGGGCAAAUACCUUUAACAUCGGCCCCGAGGAUGUUGUCAUCGACACAUCGGGACUGAAAGCAAUCAGCUUCAACGCCGAAAGAACUCAGGUUACUUUCCAAGCCGGCGUCCUGAUCCAGGACCUUGUCAAUGCUGCCUGGGAAAACAACGCACGCGUUUCGACAGGUACCUGUAACUGCGUUAGCGUGCUGGGAGCGGGCCUGGGCGGCGGUAUUGGCAGGACACAGGGACUCUACGGCCACGGUGUCGACCAGCUCCUCUCCAUCACUUAUGUCGACGCAAAUGGUCGUAAAUCUACCGUUACUGCCAAGAGCGACCCGGACCUUUGGUGGGCAUUCGCGGGCGCGGGGCCCAACUUCGGCAUCGUGACGUCCGUCGUGUUCAAGAGCUACCCAGUAGCCCAGGCCGACAACAUCGGGUGGACAGGAAGCCUCGUCUACUCCGACUCCCAGCUCGAGGACCUUAUCGUGGCCAUGGACAACCUGGAGCUCGAGCCGGAGAUGCAGCUCGACUUCACUUUCACCCAGGGGGCUGUCAUCUUGAUUCCGUUCUACAUUGGUGGUGAGGAGGCUGCCAGGGAAAAGUUCGCUCCGCUGCUUGACAUUGGCCCAUUGGUCGAGGACACCACCAUGCUACCGUACAACUCCUGGAGCAGCGGAGCUGACUCCUUCUGUGUCAAGGGGGGCCGGAAGCCGUCCUACGGCGUCAAUGUCCAAGAUCUGAGCCCUACGGCGUGGCGUAACGUAUGGAACGAGUAUGCCUCAUUCACUGCCCAGCACGCGGAGGCGAACCUCACGACAAUCCUAUCCGAGUGCUACUCGACCGAUUAUGCCACCAGCAACCCCAAUACCUCAUACCCGUGGCGUGGUACCAAGUGUUAUGUCACCAUCAUCCCAUGGUACACGAAUCCGGCCCUCGAUGGCGAAGCCAAUCAGUUCGGACAGAAUAUCAGGAGCUACUUGAGCUCGUCCUCUGGGCUUGGUCAACUGAGCUCCUACAUCAACUUUGCUCAUGGGGACGAGCCCUUAAGCAGCAUCUACGGGGAUAGCCUGAGCCGACUGCAGAAGCUCAAGAGGAAAUACGACCCUUCAAAGCGUUUCAACCAGUGGUUCCCUCUCUCCUAGCAUAGAAAAGACGGGCGGACGACUGCAGCUGCGUUUGAUGGCUGUGGGUGGUUGACUACAUCAAAGACAUAAUCUUUUUGGCCAUGCGCCGGUGUAUCUGAGGAUCAAUUUCAGUAUCAGGACAGCAUGAGAGCCGGCAGUAAUAAAUCAUUAGAUUCAGAAUAACUCCUUAGACCCAGAAUAAUUUUCAGACUCGCAAUAUAAAAUGUCCG